Molecule: messenger RNA, 3114 nt
Organism: Pistacia vera
Lineage: Eukaryota; Viridiplantae; Streptophyta; Magnoliopsida; Sapindales; Anacardiaceae
Exons: 6
Coding region: 74-2962 (962 amino acids)
Molecular function (GO): protein binding
Source: RefSeq, a predicted model, not a curated record
CCCCACUUCCAGAAUGUUGCCCUACAUCUAUAAAUAACUGAAACGCCUGACCAGCGGAGUUAAACCCGAAUCAAUGAAAAUGGUAGACACCGUUGAAAACCAGAAACUUGAAGAUGGUGAUAGAUUUAGCAAUCUGCCUGAUUCCAUCAUUCACCAGAUCUUUUCAUCCUUCGAAACCAUUGAUCUUAUCCGAUUAAGCGCCGUUUCCAGAAACUGGAGGUACUUAUGGAUUUCAAUGCCCUACUUAAAUUUGGAUAUUAACACUGUUUGGUCAAGACCACUUGCUAAUCGGUCUUUUCAUACAUUGAUCGAAAAAUUCAAAGAUUUUGUCAACUGGGUGUUAAUGUCUCAAGAUAGCUCCGUUGAUAUUCAACGAUGUCGUCUUUUUUGUUAUCAUUUCGCUCAAGAUAAUACGCUUUAUAGAUGGAUUAAUAUUGUUACGCGGCGAAAUGUUCAGGAUUUUGACCUGAAUUUAGUUUCCGACGUGCCGUUUGAGUUGCCCCGGUGCCUCAUAACUUGUGAAUCAUUAAUGUCAUUCAAGUUAUGUUUUGACACGCCCCGUGUAGUGAAGCUCCCUACUUUUGGUGGUUUUCGCCGUCUCAAGACUCUCGAUUUUUUAAGGGUAGAGUUUUCAGAUUUCAUCUUGCUUCGGGAAUUUGUUUCAAAUUGUCCAUUACUUGACAAAUUGAUAUUGGAAGCAUGUAUUUUACGUGAUUUUGAGAUUCUAGAUAUUUGUUCAACUAAUUUGAAGAUUCUUACUAUACAUAAUAACAUAGAAGGCAAUAGGGGUGAAGAGUGUGAUGGUUUACACAACUGUGAGCUUAAGGUGGAUUGUCCAAAUCUUGUGGCUUUUAAUUUCUUGGGCCCAUCAGCACCAGACUAUUCUUUGGAGAACCUAAACUGUUUGAAGGAGGUGUACCUUCACUUAGAUAGCAAAGAAAACUUUCCAGAUGUUGACGUUUGUGUUUAUGAAUUGUGCAAAAUAUUCCGGGGAGUUUGCAAUACUGAAGUUUUAAAACUAUCAUUUGACUGUAUGGAGUUUGUUUAUCCGCUCGCUCUGCCUAAUGGCUUAUCCGUCUCGUUCUGUAAUUUGAAGAGUUUAUUACUGUUUGUGCUCAUUGAAGCGGAUCAUAUAAUCACCCUGCUCAACGGCUCUCCCAAUCUAGAAUCUCUUGAAAUAUUUUAUGAAUGGUAUGAAGAAGAAGAAGAAGAUUAUGAAUAUGAUGAGGAUUAUUAUUUUUGGCAAAUACGAGAUAGGGCUAUUCCAUGUUUGACAUAUCAUCUCAAGAAGGUUGAGCUUAUCAACGUUUUGGGUAGGCGGACGGAACUUGAGUUGGUGAGGUUUCUGCUGAAGAAUGGACAUGUCCUGCAGAAAAUGAUUAUUAGUUGGGGGUCAGGUUUUAAGAAUCCCAGGGAGGAUAUACUUAUGUCUAGAGUAAUGACGCUUCCUACAUCUUCAAAUGUUGAGCUGAUAUUCGAAUUGAGAGAUGCUCACUUUUUCAAAAUCAAACCCAAAUCAUCCAAAAUGCUAAUGGACAUUCUUGAAACCCCAAAUCCAAACCCUAAAAUUCCAAAAACAACAAAUGUUUGUGAAGUUGGUGAUAGAUUUAGCAAUUUGCCAGAACCCAUCAUUCAUAAAAUUUUCUCAUCCCUUGAAACCAUUGACAUUAUCAGAUUAAGCGCUGUUUCGAGAAGAUGGAGGUACUUGUGGCUUUCAAUGCCUUACUUAAACUUGGAUAUCGACACAGUUUGGUCAGACGCAGAAGCAAAGUGGUCAAUUAAUACGAUCAUCGACAAAUUCAAAGAUUUUGUCAACUGGGUUUUGAUGUCUCAAGAUGUGUCUAUUAAUUUAAAAACCUUUCGUCUUUGGUGCUACCAUCGUGGUGGUGAUCACACGCUUUACAGAUGGAUUAACAUCGUCGCGAGGCGAAAUGUUGAAGAGCUUGAUCUCAAUAUGUACUCUUUGGCGCCAUUUGAGUUGCCUCACUGCCUUGUUACUUGUGAAUCUUUGCUUGUUUUGAAGUUAAAUUUUGACUUCCAUUGUGCUGUAAAGCUCCCAACUUUUGUUGGUUUUAGCCGGCUCAACGCUCUGGAAUUUGUGAGGAUUGAUUUCUCGGAUUCUAAUCUGUUUAGAAACUUCAUUUCAAGUUGUCCCCUCCUUGAGAAUCUGAGUAUGGAAGCAUGUAUUUUCCGUGAUUUCGGAAUUCUUGAUAUUUCCAGGGCCAGUUUGAAGAGUUUGACUAUAAAUAAUGGUGCUGAGCACAACUGUGAUGGUUUAGAGAACUGUGAACUCAAGGUAGCUUGCCCAAAUCUUGCCACUUUCAUUUUCAUUGGUCCAUCAGCAGCUGACUACCUUUUGGAGGGUCUAAACCCUUUAAAGAAUGUAUACAUUUAUUUAGAUUCCAAAUUUGAGGCAAUUGAUACCAUGGAGUAUUAUGAAAGUAACUAUAAAAUCUUAAAGUUGCUUGAAGGAGUUUGCAAAACAGAAGUUCUCAGACUAUCUUAUGGAGACUUAGAGUUUACUGAUGAACUUGCUAUGCCAGCUAAGUGGUUCCCUGUUUCAUUCUAUAAUUUGAAGACUUUAACAAUGAUGGUGGGCGCUAUUGAGAAGCAUAUUUUCUCCUUGCUAUGCAACGCUCCCAAUCUAGAAACUCUCAAGAUGUAUUUAGGAGAGUGUGAUUAUGAUGAAUGGGAAAUGCCAGAUGAAGCUUUUUCAUGUUUGAAAUUUACUCUCAAGACGGUUGAGCUUUUUGAGGUUGCAGGUUGCCAGAAUGAGCUUGAAUUAGUGAGGUAUCUGCUAAAGUAUUGUGGUGUACUACAGAAAAUGAAUAUACACUGGGUGAAAAGUCUUGAGAAUGCCGAGGAAAUUAUAUCCAAGAUAACCAUGUUUCCUAGAUCAUCUUCUGCUAUUGAAUUAACAUACGCAGAGCUUCUGGCAGAUGUUUAUUUUUAUCAGUUAUAAUUAUGAUAUGUAAAAUAGGAAACACUAAAAAUUAAAAACAGCAGUGUGACUGUUGUUGGAUUCAUCUCAUUUAUCUAUAUCGCUAAGUGUUGUUGCUUAAUGUGCAGCUUUAUAUAUUAUAUCAUAUGUUGUGGACACUGAUUUUUCUGUCA